AUGUCUGCGAAAUCAGUACAAGGGCCUGGCGGCAAGAAGCCCGCGUCGGCGGCCACAAACUUGAUCGCCGGUGGUGGUGCUGGAAUGAUGGAGGCACUCGCGUGUCAUCCUCUCGAUACGAUCAAAGUCCGCAUGCAACUGUCAAGACGAGCUCGCGCUCCAGGAGCAAAGAAGCGCGGGUUCAUUACGACCGGAACUGAGAUCGUGAAGAGAGAGACAGCAUUAGGCCUAUAUAAGGGAUUAGGCGCCGUUCUCACAGGCAUCGUCCCGAAGAUGGCCAUACGCUUCACAAGUUAUGAGUGGUAUAAGCAGAUGUUAGCGGACAAAGAGGGCAAUGUCGCGUCAAAGUCUACAUUUAUGGCUGGUCUUGCCGCUGGUGUCACGGAGGCCGUUCUCGUCGUCACACCUAUGGAGGUCGUCAAGAUCCGUCUUCAAGCGCAGCACCACUCGAUGGCCGAUCCGCUCGAUAUACCCAAGUACCGAAACGCCGCGCAUGCCAUGUAUACUGUCAUCAAGGAAGAAGGUGCAGGCGCAUUAUGGCGUGGUGUCUCGCUCACAGCCUUGCGCCAGGGAACAAACCAAGCGGCAAACUUCACUGCAUAUUCGGAACUCAGGGCGCAGUUACAGAAGUACCAUGGCACAACAGAUCUGCCUGGCUACGAGACGAGUCUGAUCGGUCUGAUCAGUGGUGCUGUUGGUCCGUUUACGAACGCGCCGAUCGACACCAUUAAGACGAGGUUGCAGAAGACGCCUGCGGAGGCAGGUCAAACUGCUAUUCAGAGGAUAGUAAACAUCGGAAACGACAUGUGGAAGCAAGAAGGUAUCCGCAGUUUCUACAAGGGUAUCACACCGCGUGUGAUGCGAGUAGCCCCCGGUCAAGCUGUCACAUUUACCGUGUACGAAUAUCUGAAGGGUGUGUUGGAGAAAGGCAGAGAGAUGCUGCCUGGUGGGGCAUAUGAGGACGCGCUCCAACCUCGCACCCCACUAACAACGCCCAUAGCUUCCCAGGAGCUCAAAUCCGCCGUCGGCAGCCUCAUAACCUCAAGCUCGCAACGCGGAAUCCUAGCCACAAUCCAAAACGAGACCAUCAUCCCCAGCGACACCAUAUCCUCGUCAGCAUCGACUUUCCUCGCCGACCUCUCCAAUCUCCAGUCCCGCAUCCAGCCCAAUGCCGCACUCUACCUUCUCCUUCGCCGCGCCGACUCGCUCUCCUCGCCCGACAAAUCUCUCGUAGCCGUAACAUACGUACCCAAUGCCGCGCCGGUACGCCAGAAAAUGCUCUUCGCAUCCACGCGCCUCACUCUCGUGCGUGAACUAGGCGGAGAGCAUUUCAGCGAGAGUGUCUUCACGACCGAAGCAUCAGAGCUCACGCCGGAAGGCUGGGAAAAACACAUUGCGCAUACAGCGUCUGACAACCCGCUGACAGCGGAGGAACAAUCGCUGCAGGAUAUCAAGGCUGCCGAGGCCCUGGAGAGCAGAGGCACACGCGGCCAGGGUUUGGCCCAAGGAGGCAGGAUCGCUAUUCGGGCUGAUGAUGAGAUUGGCGGCGCGUUGAAGAAGUUGGGACAGGGUGGAACGGAUAACCUCGUGCAGUUGCGCAUGGACGGCGCGUCGGAGACGCUUCAGCUUGUGUCUUCUUCGUCAGCGACGCCUUCGACUCUCUCCCAGGCUAUCGAUGCUAAGGAGCCGCGGUACUCGUUCUACCGUCACGAUGACGCUGCUGCGAGUAUCGUGUUCAUCUCGACGUGUCCGAGCGGAGCGAAGAUCAGGGAGAGGAUGCUGUAUGCAGCGAGUAGGGGCAAUGUGGUCAGUCUGGCGCAGAACGAUGGUGGGCUCAAGGUGGAGAAGAAGAUUGAGGCGACGGACCCAGAUGAGAUUACUGAGCAGGUUAUCCUGGACGAGUUUAAGGUGGAGAAGAAGGAGGAGAGCAAGGGAUUUGCGAAGCCAAAGAGACCUGGACGGCGGUAG
Molecule: messenger RNA, 1968 nt
Organism: Alternaria hordeiaustralica
Lineage: Eukaryota; Fungi; Ascomycota; Dothideomycetes; Pleosporales; Pleosporaceae
Exons: 7
Coding region: 1-1968 (655 amino acids)
Biological process (GO): succinate transport; fumarate transport; transmembrane transport
Molecular function (GO): actin binding
Source: RefSeq, a predicted model, not a curated record